This is a messenger RNA of Paramisgurnus dabryanus, 2790 nucleotides long. RefSeq names its product spliceosome associated factor 1, recruiter of U4/U6.U5 tri-snRNP (gene sart1). Lineage: Eukaryota; Metazoa; Chordata; Actinopteri; Cypriniformes; Cobitidae. Gene Ontology annotation, biological process: maturation of 5S rRNA; mRNA cis splicing, via spliceosome. Gene Ontology annotation, cellular component: U4/U6 x U5 tri-snRNP complex. The record is from RefSeq and is a predicted model, not a curated record.
CAGUCCAUUUAACACGGAAGUGAAUGACGACCGGGCACCGCGUUUGUCUUACGAUUGUGUUUUUGCUGUCGGUUGUGUUAUUGUGCGCAAAUAAACACUUAAAAUGGAUUAACGACAACCAGGAUCGCACAUUUUUAUUGUCAAUAGUACGUGUUUUAAACGUUCUGGUCAUUAAGAUGGAUUAGUCACUGUUUGCCGUGCUAGUCGUUUAAAGUGCGUUAGAGAGCUCUGAGACGCAGUUUAUUUCCUUCAACAAACACAUACAAACUUGAAAUGGGUUCAUCCAAGAAACACAAAGAGAAGGAGAAGGAACGGGAUCCAGAGGAUCGGCACCGCGAGCACAAGAAACACCGACACAAGGACCGAGACAAGGAUAAGGACAGAGAGCGAGAGAAAAGAAAGAGAUCCCGCUCCAGAGACAGAAGCGGCCGGGCCGCGGAGAAAGACAGUCGCAGUAAAGCAGACAGGGGUAAUGGAGAACCACGAGUCAAAAAGGAGAGAACAGAUCCUACCUAUGAGGACAGUAGUGAGCCUGGUCCAAAAUCUGCAAGUGGUGAUGCCUCGCUCAGCAUUGAAGAGACCAAUAAACUAAGGGCCAAACUGGGUUUGAAACCCCUUGAACUCAAUGAAAGCAAAAAAGAAGCUGGAACUAAGGAGGAACCCCUGGUGGCUGAGACCAUAAAUCCUGUCUACAUCAAACAGCAGGCUGAGAUGAGAGAGAAACUAGCUGCUCUUAAAGAAAAGCGUCUACUUAAUCAGAAACUAGGAAAGGUGAAGACACUUGGAGACGAUGAACCAUGGCUGGACGAUACAGCUGCUUGGGUAGAGAAAAGUCGCAAACUAGCCAAGGAGAAGGAGAUGGCUGAGAAAAGGGCAAAGCUCCUGGAGGAGAUGGAUCAGGAGUUUGGAGUGAGCAAUCUGGUCGAGCAGGAGUUUGCACAGGAAAAGAGGGAUUCAUAUCGCUCGCAUGAUCUUAGAGGGCUUAAAGUUCAACACAAGGUGGAUUCUUUCAGAGAAGGGGAGACAGUGAUCCUUACUCUAGAAGAUAAAGGCGUGCUUGAAGAGAAGGAGGAUGUGCUGGUGAAUGUGGGGCUUGUGGACAAAGAGAAAGCAGAGAAAAAUGUAGAGCUGAAAAAGAAGAAACCUGAUUAUAAACCAUAUGAAGAAGAGGAGAGUGUGGAUGACAUGGUUACUUUCAAGCAGAAAUCUGUGCUGUCCAAGUAUGAUGAGGAGAUCGACGGGGAGAAGAAGAAGAGCUUCAGGCUGAGCACUGGGGGUUUUGUGGGGGGUGAGAGAGAGCGUGAGCUGCAGGCCAUCAGAGAGAAUCUGCGCAGUCAAGCGCAGUCUCUUGACAUGCCUGCGCUCAUCCUUGCCACUGAAUACUACACGCCACAAGAGAUGGUGGGCUUUAAAAAGACCAAACGCAAAGUAAAGAAAAUUAGAAAGAAGGAGAAAGUUGGGGCAGAUGAGCUGUUGAUAGAUGACACUCGCAGCUCAGAUUUCGGCUCCAGGACUCGAGGUCGAGGCAGAAGAGAACGAGAUGAAGAGGAAGAUGAGCCAAAGAGUGUUGCUGUGGAAACCAGCAGCAAGGCGGCUGAUGUACUACUGCAGUCAGAUGACAUUAGAAUGGCUGACAUGGACAUUAGUGACGAUGAGGACUUUGCUUCUCCAGAACCUGCUGGGAUAGAAGAAGAUGAAGCUGAACAGGAGCUCCAGAAGCAGCUGGAGAAACAGAGGAAACUCAGACAGAAACAGUUGCUCAAAGACUCAGGAGAACGGGUGAUUCAGCACAUAAAAAGACUUGAGUCGGCAGAAGAUAAUGACAACGACCCAGACAGAAAAAAUAAUAUUGUCUUCAAUGCCACCUCUGAGUUUUGUCGCACUCUCGGUGAUAUUCCAACUUACGGGCUGUCAGGCAAUCGAGAGGACCAGGAGGACAUGAUGGACUUUGAAAAAGAUGUUGAGAAAGAGGGAGCUGGUGACGCAGACUCGGAUAUGGAUGACACUGUGGGCUGGAGCACCGUUAACCUGGAUGAUGAGCAGAAAACCACUGAUUUCGCUACAGCGUCUACAACUAUUCUUGAUGAAGAGCCCAUUGUAAAAGCUGGUCUAGCUGCAGCUCUGCAUCUGUGCAAGAACAAAGGGCUGCUAGAUACACAGAUGCAGAAGAUGGCUCGUGUUAAAGGUCCCAAAGCUGCUCUACCUAAUGAUAACUACUGCAUUGAAGACAAAAUGAAUAUUGACGACAAAUACAGCAGGAGGGAGGAAUACAGAGGCUUUACUCAGGAUUUCAAAGAAAAGGAUAACUACAGGCCAGAUGUCAAGAUCGAAUACGUUGAUGAGUCUGGUCGCAAACUCACGCCUAAAGAGGCUUUUAGACAGCUGUCUCAUCGUUUUCAUGGAAAGGGUUCUGGCAAGAUGAAGACAGAACGGAGGAUGAAGAAACUAGAGGAAGAAGCGCUGCUGAAGAAGAUGAGCAGUAGCGAUACUCCCCUGGGUACCGUCGCUCUUCUGCAGGAGAAACAAAAAUCCCAGAAAACUCCUUAUAUUGUGCUGAGCGGCAGCGGGAAGAGCAUGAAUGCGAAUACCAUUACAAAAUAAACCUGGAGUCUGGAGCACAAAGACAAAGGAUCUUACACUCAACUCUUGCAUUUUUAGCCAUUUCUUAAAUCUGUUGCACCUAGUGAUGUAUAUACAGACAUUGCCUUGUGUGAACUUAUAUCCUGUUUCUUGAUUCAAGCAAUUUUCUGUAAAACUUUUUUUUGUGGUCAUUAAAAGCUGUUGCGAUAA